Molecule: messenger RNA, 2216 nt
Organism: Sus scrofa (pig)
Lineage: Eukaryota; Metazoa; Chordata; Mammalia; Artiodactyla; Suidae
Gene: TMEM140
Product: transmembrane protein 140
Source: RefSeq, a predicted model, not a curated record
UGAAACAAGAGAUGUUCCAGCUGCUCCAGCAAGGGCCUGAGCACCCCUGUGAGGACGCUAAAAAGACAAGGUUUUGUGUCCAGAGGUGCCCCGUCACCCUACAAGCUGAUUUCUGAAAGGGCGGACUGAGGCAUAUCUGCUUCCCAUGGGGGUGACCUGGGUCUGGGACCUUAGGCCGGAUGAUCGUGAAGGUCCCUUCUGAGUAAGACUCCAGGGUGUGUUUAUCCGGGUUUAAAACAUUGGGAGCUUUGAGCGUGUGCUGGCUUGUUUCCUUUCUGGAAUUCUCCUGGGAUAUAAUCAAGACGCUUACCUGGCUCUUUAAGUCAACUGUCUGGUCGACUCAGGUGUGGGUGAAGCAUAAGGUGUGGGGAACAGCAGGGUUGUUUACAUUCCUUGCUUCUGAAAAGUCACACGGGCCACCGGCAAGAAAUGAAAGUGAAAUCAGGGGACAGUGUCACCAGUCAGCACAAACGUGCCAGAGUUCAGAGAGCUGUUUACUUAGGCACAACUGCGCCUGCCAGCCGGUCAUAAGCUCGGGGCUGCGUGCAUCUGCCGCUCCCCUCUCCGCUGCCCCGGGUCUGGAGCCUGCCUUUGGGAAGCCGGCGACAGAGAUCGGACAGUCAACCGAACCUGAUUUCCUGCUCCUCCUCUUAGGAGCCUUGUGUGGGUUCUGCAUCUUCUUGUUUGUGCCCAGGAAGGCGGCGCUGUGAAGGGCGGGGAGGAUGCCCGCCCUCAGGUGGAGGCGCGGCGCCCAGCUGCUGUUCCCGGGCAUCGUGCUGCUCACGGCCACCGUCAUCUUCCUGCUGUUCUACGCGCUCCUCUGGAAGGCCGGCAACCUCGUCGACCUGCCCGACCUCCGGAUCGGCUUCUACAACUUCUGCCUCUGGAACGAGGGCACGGGCGCCCUGCAGUGCUACCAGUUCCCCGAGCUGGAAGCCCUGGGGGUGCCCCGAGUGGGCCUGGCCCUGGCCAGGCUGGGCGUGUACGGGGCCCUGGUCCUCACCCUCUUCGUGCCGCUGCCCCUCCUCCUGGCCUGGUGCAACCAUCACGAGGGAGAGUGGCAGCUGGCGGUGGGCUUCCUGGCCACGGCCUCCGCGCUGCUGGCCAGCGGCCUGGGCCUCUUCCUCACCUACACGUGGAAGUGGCUCAGGCUCUCCCUCCUGGGGCCCGGCUUUCUAGCUCUGGGCGCUGCCCAGGCCUUACUCAUCCUCGCGCUUAUGGCCACGGCUGUGUUCCCUCAGAGGGCAACGGACAAGAGCUUGGCAGCUGCCAGUCCCGUCUAAAGGCUGACGUGGUCGUAAGCGUUUGAACCACGCUCAGAGGAGGUGCCAGAGCAUUUCACAGGCUGGUCUAUCUUCUCGGCCAUCCUGUUUCAUAGCUACUGCUGAUCUCGAGCUCGGGCAGACAGGACCCACCGCGGAGCGGGUGGGGCCCCCCAUGUUAAGGGGGACAAGAGGCAGUGCGGGCGGCCAGGGCUCCUUGCUUCAUAGUGUAGGGCUGUCUGUCCCUCGGGCCUUCCAGGUUUCCUAGGAACACCCGAAAACCACGCACCUCAUUGUCACAAGAAUUCCUGCUUUAAUUAACUGACCUGUGCGAGCCAUUCUUCCUUCAUCCUCAGAACAAUGGGGGAAGAAGGCUUCCUGUCAUGGGGCCAGGUUUCCAGGAUGAGCUGCCAAAAGCCAGACUGGAAGCCAGUGAGGAUUUAUGAAGGAAGACCUCAGUGUCCCUGGGGGCCCUGGUUAGCAAGCCCCCCAUCUCCAUCCAAACUGGGUAGGAUGCAGGGAGCCCCUGGCCUCCGACACCCGCCUCAGGAAUGAUCUGAGUGAUCCACCGAAGACAAAACCCAUGGGCAGAAAGAGCAGGCUUGGUGGCUUCAGAGGUUCCCCUGACAAGUGUGCCAGACCUGAAACCCGACAGAGCAGGGGGUCAGUUGGCAGACGGCGCCCAGCACGCAGCCAGGGAGUUCAGGAGCCGAACACACCAGAUCCCUGGUCACAGAGGAAGGUGAAUGAACAGGACUGAACGGUUCCACAUCCACGUAAACGCUGCACCCCUUCACCUCUCACCCCGGAACCAGAAAGGACACAAACACAACUCACGCCACGGGGGGAUUCUGUGUAUUUUUUAGCACCCAUGUAUUGAAAACCUAGACAGCAAGUGGUCGCCUCAUUCUAUGCCUGUCAAAAGCUGCACUGAAUACAGAGGCCAAAACACUC